AUGACUUCAAUUAUAGCUGCUAAUACUUCGUCUUCUGCUGGAAAACGACCUCCUGGUCAAGCAGAUGUUACUUCACAUAAAAAACUUAAGACAAUAGCUUGUGAUAGAUGUAGACGAAGAAAAGUAAAAUGCGAUGGGGAUGGGUAUAACCUCAUUCCAUGCAAAUAUUGUACUUCAGUCAGAUUAGAAUGUACUUAUGGUCGUCAACCUGGUAGAACUUCAUCAAUUCCUCCUUCAAUUAAAUCAAAUUUGUCUUCAAAUAAUCGUAACGCUGUUCGUUCAGGAUCAACAACAAAUUCAACAAAUAUAAUUAAUAACAAUAGUAUCAAUAUUAAUGGAACAUCUGUAAUUGAUCCUGCCACCAUUCCUUCUAACUCUUCAAAUCUUUCUAAUCUUUCUAAUUCCACCAACACUAUUAUUAAUACACAUACUAUUCGACAACUUUUACCUAAACUUGAUAAUAAUACUAAUGAUUUUGAAUACGCGAUCAAAUUUUUUACUUCAACAACUUUACAAAAUGAAAAUGAUGUUCAUGAUAAACGAUUAAAUGAACAACUUGUUGACUUAUAUUUCAAAAAUUUUCAUCCACUUUUACCGGUGGUACAUAAAGAAUAUUUUAUGGAAAGAUUUAGGGAUUCAAGUAAAACUAUGCCACGUCUUUUACUGUAUUCAGUUUGCGCCAUUGGAGCAAGUUAUUCUAAUGAUCCAGCUGCAAGAAAGGAUCGCGAUAAUCCUCAAACAGUUGGUUUAGCGUAUUAUGAAUGUGUACAAGGCAUGUAUAAUCAAUAUUUGGAUAUUCCUCGACUUAGUACAGCUACUGCAUUGUUCCUUUUGGGGAUUUAUGAUUCAUUAAGACGUCUUAAAAGCCGAAUUUAUGUUGGUAUGUCAAUAACCCUUUCGGUCACGAUGCAAUUACAUGAAAGAAAUGCAUCGGAAGGAUUCCCAAUUAAUAAAAAGGAGGCAAGAAAUAAGCUUUGGUGGGGCUUGUCAAUUAUAAACCAUUUAGAAUGCAUAACAUUUAAUAGGAAAUUAAUAUUGGAAGAUAAACACUGUACAAUUAAAUAUCCAGAUAUAACUUCUCAUUUAAACCCUUUAAAUCAAGAUGAGACUGAAUUAAAAAUUACGAGAUAUUAUGUUGAAUAUAUAAAAAUAUCCAAAAUAAUGUAUAAUAUAUUGGAAUAUGCAUUAGUUCAAAAUCAAAAUUCGAAUUCACUAUCUUUAGAAGAAUUAGAAGAACAAUUGGAAAAUUGGAAAAAAGAACUUCCGUCAUUUUUAAGUAUUGAAGAAAUUAAACCUUUAACGAUAUUAUCAAAUGAAACCACCAUUGAACAUUUAAGGAUUUACAUAAGCAUUCUUUAUAAUUAUGCAUUAAUUCGAAUUUAUCAUCCAAUUGUUAAUAUUAAUAAGAAUAAUCUAGAAGCAUGUACAAAAGCAGCCAACAAUAUUACGUUAUUGGUGAACAAAAAUUUUGUUCAUAUUAUUAAUAGUAAUCAAUUUAUAAUUCAUUGCGUUUUUUAUGCAGGAUGUAUUCAUAUAUUAAAUUUUCAAGAAUCCAAACGAUUAGCAGAAGCCAAAAACAAAAUUCUAAAAAUUAUUGAAAUAUUUAAAAGUGUACUUUCAAUGGCAUCAUUACACAAUAUUCAUUUAGGGAUAAAAAAUUUGAUAGCAUUAUUUAUUUCACAAUUGGAAUCGUUAACAAUUGAGGAAAGAGAUGAACAAACAAAUAAUGCAAUUAAAGACACUGGAACAUCAAAUCCAAUAAAUCUUAAUAGAAAUACAUCUUCUAUAACAAUGUCUAUGACACCAACAUCUUUACCACCAUUAAUAACACCCACUUCAUCACCUCAUCCUUCUCAUAUAUAUCAAUAUUCACCUACCAGUGGUAAUUAUGUUACUAAUUCUGAAAUUUCAGGUGGUGGAUUAUCACAAAUUCCUACAAUUAAUGGUGCUUCUACAUUAUUAUCAACAUCUGAAAAUUCUGUAGCAAUGUUAAUUGAUAAUCAAGGAAUUAUUGGAAUUAUCGGAUUGUUAUUAUCAUCAAAUUGUCGUUAUCAUCAAAUUGUUGUUAUCGUCGUAAUUGUUAAAAUAGCAAAUUUGUCAAAUUAUCGAUAUUCUCAAAAAUCUGAAUUAUUUUUCGGAAAUUCCUUACAAUGCCUUAGUGCGGACGUUAGCGUGGGCAGGAUGUCUAGUGAACAAGAACUUAGUUCAAAGAUCUUUGUGCGAAAAAUAUUUACAAAUGAAGCUAAUAUAAUUGGUGCAAUGAUGUACAACUGA
This is a messenger RNA of Diversispora eburnea, 2274 nucleotides long. The record is from the annotation of a GenBank genome assembly. NCBI's taxonomy places the organism in Eukaryota, Fungi, Glomeromycota, Glomeromycetes, Diversisporales, Diversisporaceae.